Girardinichthys multiradiatus is the source of this 3629-nucleotide messenger RNA. RefSeq names its product metal response element binding transcription factor 2 (gene mtf2). The coding region runs from base 251 to 2104 and encodes 617 amino acids. Gene Ontology annotation, biological process: chromatin organization; regulation of DNA-templated transcription. The record is from RefSeq and is a predicted model, not a curated record. Lineage: Eukaryota; Metazoa; Chordata; Actinopteri; Cyprinodontiformes; Goodeidae. Gene Ontology annotation, cellular component: nucleus. The transcript is spliced from 15 exons. Gene Ontology annotation, molecular function: chromatin binding; DNA binding.
GCAGCCGACUACCAGUAGCAGCAACGACGCUUCCCAUAAUGCACUCCCCUUUCAUCAGCGGGAAACCAAAAUGGCGAAUGUGCUGGGGGAAAAUGAACCGUUUGUUAUUUUCUAAGGACGGCUCGAGUUCUAAGGGUUUUCGGAGCACGCAUUAGAGAUACAUAUAAACCACAGCAGCAGCGGGAAAACAGCCUCGCGCCUUUUCAGCUUUUUCGUCUCGCGAGGCAUUAGUAACAUCGGAGGUGACCGAAUGAGAGACUCAGGGGUUGUGGAUCACUCUUCUCUCCAUCACAGAGCUCACCCCGAGCAGCAGCAGACUGCGUCCCUGUCACCCUGUGGCCUCUCUGCAAGGGGGGAGUAUGGGGAAGACGACAUGGCUGCCAGGUUUACAGAGGGACAGGAUGUGCUGGCCAGGUGGUCUGAUGGCUUGUUUUAUUUGGGAACAAUCACAAAGAUAGAUCGGGACAAGCAGCGUUGCUUUGUGGUUUUUGAGGAUAGAUCCAAGUCUUGGGUUCUUUGGAAUGAUAUUCAAACAGGGGACGAAGGCGACCAGGAUGAUGAGGAUGAUGACAUUGUGUGCUCCAUAUGCCAGGAUGAGACCUCAGAGGAACCUAACGAGAUUGUCAUUUGUGACAAAUGUGGUCAAGGCUACCAUCAGAUGUGUCAUUCGCCCAUUAUUGAUGCUGCAGUCAUUGACUCUGAUGACAACUGGCUGUGCUCAGAAUGUGAACUGGCUUCUUUGUCUGAGAGGGGUAGUGCGCACAGGCAAGGGUCCUCCACCACAAGCUUUAUAAAGCAAGAACACCAGCAGCAGGAGCACAUGGAGUUUCAUCUAUCCUUUCCCUAUGCCACAGAGGAACUUGUGUGGGAUCAGGGCCAUAAGACGAACAUCCAGCAAUGCUACUGCUACUGUGGAGGACCCGGAGACUGGUACCUGAAGAUGUUGCAGUGUAACAGGUGUCAGCAGUGGUUCCAUGAGAACUGUCUACAUUGCUUACAGGCUCCGCUGCUCAAUGGAGAUAGGUUUUACAUCUUCGUCUGUUCAGUAUGCAGUGGUGGACCGGAGUUCAUUGACCGGCUGCCUCUCAGCUGGAAGGAUGUUGUUCAUCUGUGCUUGUACAACCUGAGUGUAAUUCAGAAGAAGAGGUAUUUUGAUUCUGAGAUACAGUUAAUGCCUUAUAUCAAUGAGAACUGGGAGCUGCUGCAGCUGGGGAAGCUUGCCAACACACCAAGAUCUGAACGGUAUGAAAAAGUCCUAGAGGCCUUAAACGACAAUAGUUACAUGUUCAUGUCAGGGAAGGAAGUAAAGAAAAAGAAGCACUUGUUUCGCCUAAGAAUCUUUUUCCCCCCUGCUCCCCCCAACUGUACUGAACCCACAUACACGGUGAUGGGGGAGCCUUUACACGAGAUCGCUAUAAAAGGAUGCAAGGCCACUAAAAGCUUCUCUGAUAUGAAAAGCCCUGGUGCUUUAACAAAUGGCACAGAGAAGAAGAAGAAGAAGAAAAAGAAGAAGAAGAAAAAGAGGAAGCAAGAGACACGCUGUGUUGAGACAGAACCACAACGGUCCAAUGAGCUAUCAAUGGAAACAAGAAAACCGGACCCCCCUCCACUGGAUCAUUUGACCUCUGUUAACACCAGGAGUAACAAGCCUCUGCUGUCAUCACAGACUUCUGAUGUGGAAUCCAUUGGUGCCCUCUGCAACUUCGAAACUACCUCAACAAGCUUUUCAAGACAGUCCAGCCUCUACAGCUCCAACAAGAUGCAAACAGUCGCUUGCAACAUGCCUUUCUCUUCCCCACCUUUAAAACGGAAACGUGGCCGACCACGGCGAAACCCAAAGCCCCCCAAACCAGAACUCCCCCCUCCUCCUAGGCUUCCAGACACAGAGAUGUUAAGCACUCUCCCAGGGCUUCAUCCCACAGACAUAGUGCAUGGCAUGGACCCCAACACCCAGCUCUCGCACCUAAAGAGCUCAAUCAGCAGCUAUUUCGGAGUAGCAGGGCGUCUGGCUUGCGGGGAGAGGUACAAAGUCCUGGCCCGACGGGUCACCCUGGAUGGCAAGGUCCAGUACUUGGUGGAGUGGGAAGGAGUCACUGCCUCAUAGGUUGGUGGAUAUCAUCACCACCAUUUCAGACUGAACCAGUUGCUACAAAGAAUUAGUCUGAGCUAGUAUUCAGAGCAUUAAGUGAUUAUAUGCCCUUUAGUUUCGACAACAACAGUGGUUUAUAAAGUCUAAAGGUUCAGUGCACUCCUCCACCAUUAUCAUGCAUGCACACACAGAUAGUUGGGUAUUACAGGUGAAGCAGCACCAGUUAACCUGUAUCAGUGUCCUUUAGAGGGGUUUUAUCUGCCUAGUGUUAACAGAUCCUCUCCCCUCCCUGCUGCAGUUAUUCAGGGGCAAAUAAUUCCUCUUUACAUUGCACCUGUAGGCUUUGACUAAUAUUUCAUGUUAUGCUUUUAUUUUCCAGGCUUUUUCCCCUGACCAAACAUACUUGCUUGUUCUUCAGCAAAUAAGAGAAAGCGGGGCAAACCUCUUUAAAUUUGCAUUAUUUGAGACAACCAUCAAAUCAUUUUAACAUUUAAGUUUUUCUUGUUAUUGUUCUAAUUAAAAUCCUGUUUUAAAUUGUUUUUUUACAACUGUGCCCUCUCUCUUCGUCUCGGUUAUCUGUACCUAUUGAUGUCUCUUGUAGGCAUCUCAUGCCAGCUCUGAUUUCUAUUAAGUCUAUUUGUGAGCAGAUCAGGAGGAACUCAGAAACAAAACUAAUGCGCUGCUGCAAAUGUUUAUUUUACAUAAAUCUAUGAUUUCUGUUGAUUCUUUACUUGCACACGAUGUUUUGUUAGGAAAUCAUCUCAUUUGAACCAGCAAGAGCUGCUCAGACAAGGCAGUAUUUUUUCAUUCAAUAUUUUUAUAUAUUUCCUACUAAAAAUGCGUUUCUUUUUAAGUGUUCUAAUUAAAAUUAUGACUUCAGUUUAAAAGUUUGGUCGUCUUAUGAAUCUUAGUUAAAAUUCAUUAUUAUACGAAUGUGAUUAAACCAGUCUUGUAACAUUAUCUGCUGCUGCAUAUGCAAUAUAAAAAGUUGCAUUUUUGGACGACAUUGACAAAUAUUCUUCCAUAGACAUAAAUGUAUUUCUUGUUACACUUUGGUCAGCCCAACAAACUUCACAGCAUUGCAUAGCCCAGCCUUUGUAAUUAAGCAGAUUUUGCUCUAGGUUACGUUAUGUCUGUUGGAUGAUGUUAAUUUCACACACCUUUUGUCAUUAUUAAACAUAUAUAAGCUUGUUAUUUUUUAUGUUUACUGCUUGUUUAUAUUGAGUUUGAAAAAAGAAAUCCACCUCACUGGAAAAGUUGCUGUAUGUCAUUGCAAAAGAAACAUUUAGGUAGAAUGUUGUCUCUCUUCAGAGAUGUGUUUGCCGUUGUUUAAAUGGCACUUGCACAUCUACUUUGCAGGGCUGGAGUGAGUGCAUUCAAUGUUUCAGUGGCUCGGCCUACAUGUUCCUAUCACUGGCUUCCAACAGGUUUCUUAAGCCAAAGAACGUCCGUGUAACGUCGUCUUUGUCUUUUUACUGUUUGACGUGUUACUAGUGAAUCUGUUUUUUGUUAAAGGAUAAAUAAAAGUUGAUAUUUCAAA